Populus euphratica (Euphrates poplar) is the source of this 843-nucleotide messenger RNA. Its product is annotated as O-acyltransferase WSD1-like. Lineage: Eukaryota; Viridiplantae; Streptophyta; Magnoliopsida; Malpighiales; Salicaceae. Gene Ontology annotation, cellular component: plasma membrane. Gene Ontology annotation, molecular function: diacylglycerol O-acyltransferase activity. The transcript is spliced from 4 exons. Gene Ontology annotation, biological process: triglyceride biosynthetic process. The record is from RefSeq and is a predicted model, not a curated record. The annotation marks the transcript as partial.
AUGGUCUUGGAGAAAGAGGAAGACGCUAUAGAGCCCGUGAGUCCUACUGGACAGUACUGCAACAGCUCGGCUCUAAACGUCUCCGUUCUUGGUGUUUUCGAGACUGAAGUUCCCAUUGAUGACUCAAAAACUAUCUCUUUCCUCACGGAUGUUUUUCUCCCCAUCAACCCACGUUUCUCACCCAGUCAAUACUAUAUGUCGGCCUCCAAAUCCAAGCUGUUCAUUAUGUUGCCGGGAUCUCCUCACUUGUGUCAGGUGAAGAUACAGGUUAUUGAUGAGAAUGGUGAAAAAAGAUGGAAGAAGGUGGAAGUGAAGCUCAAAGACCAUGUUUAUGUCCCCAUUUUCCCAGCAGAAAUGUCACCACAAUUUUAUGACAAGUACGUCGAAGAUUACUUCUCAAAACUAUUAUUGUCACAACUUCCACAAAGCCAACCCUUAUGGGAAAUUCAUUUCAUCAAAUAUCCCACAAGUAAUGAAGCUGGCACUGUAAUAUUCAAGAUCCACCAUUCAAUUGGAGAUGGUUACUCUCUUAUGGGGGCUCUUCUUUCAUGUCUACAAAGAGCUGAUAACCCUUCUCUUCCCUUGACACUACCUUCUGUCGAACCACGCGUAGACACAUCUGGUGAUCAUGAUACCAUCUUUAAGACUGUGCCCAAGAUUCUCUCUUUGAUGUUCUACAUUGUGUCUGGUUUUUCAAGAAGCCUUAUAAAGAGCAGUUUAGUUGAAGAUGAUCUAUCUCCAAUCCGAUCAGGAGAUAUUAGAAUUGAGUUUCAUCCAAUUACUCUUACCUUGAUGAUAUUCUCUCGUGGUCAAAUUAAACAAAUUAAGACUAUUUUUGGUGUG